AGGACGAGUACACUUGCCCAAAGCGGAAUAGCUUAGCGGAACCCGCUAGACGCACCCGUGCACCACGCCGCUCUUUAUACGCAAAACCGUUAUAUCAACGUCCCCCACUUUAAUUAAAGUCCUUAGCGGAAUUUGUUAUCAAAAGCUAUUUAAACGGAGGUAGUCCCAGUAGUAUACUCAGCAGUAGAAUAGGAAACCAGAACAGAAUGUCGCUUUCAUACGAGGUUAGUUUACCAGACGGUACCAAAUUUAGUCAACCAGCCGGGUUGUUCAUUAAUAAUGAAUAUGUUAAAUCCAAAUCAGGUAAGACCCUAGACUCAAUUAAUCCAGGAACUGGAGAGGUCAAUGGACAUGUUUACGCAGCCCAAGAAGAAGAUGUUGAUAUUGCCGUGGCCGCUGCACGCGAAGCAUUCAACAAGGGAUGGAAGAAGAGUAGCGGAGUUGAUCGAGCAAACUUAUUAUUUGCGUUUGCCAAAGAAUUGAAGGACAAUCGUGAUUUAUUAGGUUCAAUUGAAGCUUGGGAUAGUGGUAAGACCAAGGAUCAAAAUGCAGUCUACGAUAUUGAUGAGUGUAUUUCGUGUUUUGAAUACUUUGCUGGAUGGGCUGAUAAAAUCCAGGGUAAGGUUAUUCAACAUGAUCCAUUAAAAUUGGCUUAUACUGUUCACGAACCAUUUGGGGUUUGUGGACAAAUUAUUCCAUGGAACUAUCCAUUAGCAAUGGCAGCCUGGAAAUUAGCCCCAGCAUUAGCUGCUGGUAACACUGUUGUAUUAAAAUCAUCAGAAAUUACUCCAUUAUCAAUUUUAUACUUAGCUCAAUUUUUCAAAAAAGUUGGCUUCCCACCAGGGGUUGUCAAUUUUAUUAGUGGUUAUGGUGCAGUUGCCGGUAAAGCGUUGGCUGAACAUUUAGACGUUGAUAAAAUUGCCUUUACUGGGUCCACUGCCACUGGUAGAGUAAUUCAAAAAUUAGCUACAUCAAAUUUGAAAGCAGUAACUUUAGAAUGUGGUGGUAAAUCACCCUUGAUUGUGAGAAAAGACGCUGACUUGGAGCAAGCAGUUAAAUGGGCUGCUGUUGGGAUCAUGUCCAAUCAAGGUCAAAUCUGUACCUCAACUUCUAGAAUCUAUGUCCAACAAGAAGUUUACGAUGAGUUUGUUACCAUGUUUGCCAAACACGUUGAAGAAGAGUAUAAACAAGGCCAUGUCUUUGAAUCCGAUGCCGUUGUUGGUCCUCAAGUUUCUCAACAACAAUACGAUAAAAUCUUAUCAUAUAUAGACAUUGGUAAAAAAGAAGGUGCUAGAUUGGUCCUUGGUGGUGAAAAAAAUACCGAUCCAAAAUUAAAGGAUGGUUACUUCAUCAAACCAACCAUUUUCGCAGAUGUGAAACCAACCCAUCGUAUUGUAAAUGAAGAAAUCUUUGGUCCAGUCGUUUCUGUUGGUAAAUUCGUCGAUGAUGAUGAAGCCAUCAAAUAUGCAAACCAAACUGAAUACGGGUUGGGUGCAGCCAUCUUCACCAAGGAUAUCACCGUGGCCCACACCAUGGCCAGUGACGUCCAAGCUGGUAUGGUUUGGAUCAAUUCUUCCAACGAUUCCGACGUUCAUAUUCCUUUUGGUGGGGUCAAAAUGAGUGGGAUCGGUAGAGAAUUGGGUGAGUACGGUUUGAACAUGUACACCCAAGCCAAAGCCAUCCACGUCAACUUGGGCAGUAUGUUGUAGUAAGUAUAAAUAUUUAUUGAAUAUAUACAUAUAAUGAUUGA
Hyphopichia burtonii NRRL Y-1933 is the source of this 1750-nucleotide messenger RNA. RefSeq lists its product as uncharacterized. The transcript has a single exon. Bases 207 to 1709 code for a protein of 500 amino acids. Lineage: Eukaryota; Fungi; Ascomycota; Pichiomycetes; Serinales; Debaryomycetaceae. The record is from RefSeq and is a predicted model, not a curated record. Gene Ontology annotation, molecular function: oxidoreductase activity, acting on the aldehyde or oxo group of donors, NAD or NADP as acceptor.